Messenger RNA from Rosa chinensis, 909 nucleotides. RefSeq lists its product as uncharacterized. The coding region runs from base 1 to 909 and encodes 302 amino acids. The record is from RefSeq and is a predicted model, not a curated record. Lineage: Eukaryota; Viridiplantae; Streptophyta; Magnoliopsida; Rosales; Rosaceae. The transcript is spliced from 2 exons.
AUGACUACUUACGAGGACCGCCCGGGCCCCUUCACCCAACAGGUUAGAGGAGCCAUUCGAGCGAAUACAUCGAAACCACUGAAGAUUGACUAUACGGGAGUUGGAGACCCCUACCAGCAUCUACAGGCUUUCCGAUCGCAAACAAGCGCCAAGGGAUAUACGGAUGAAGUGUGUUGGAAUUUUAAGGAGUUAGCUGACAAGUUUGUAGCUCGAUUCAUCUUACGCACUGAUGGGAUACACACACCAAAGGGCCUGUUAAAGGUCCAACAGGGAGAAGAUGAAACUUUGAAGUCUUUUGUAAAUCGAUGGCAGGCGGCUACCGCUAAAUGCCGGGACCUUAAUAAGGAACUGGCUGAGCUGGCUUUCAGGAGGGGCUUAAGACGCAGAGAAUUUCUCUACGGGAUCAACCAUAAUCCUCCAGCUAACUACGACGAGCUGAUGGCCACUGCCAUUAGACAAGCCCAGGCUGAAUUCGAAACGUACGGGGACACCCCCAGACCAGAGCUAAGAUUUUCCACACCGGCCUCGACGGUCAGGGAUGAGCCACGAAAGAGGGAGUGGGUCCAUAGUCAUGACAGGUCACCCCAUACCUCGAACAAAAGAAGCAAAGAGUCCUCGUCCAGGUCUAACAGUUACGGGACCACUCACCCUCACAGGGAGCUGAGGGUACAGCAGGCCCCGCGGACACCACCACCACCCCGGUAUGAGGUGUUCACAAUCCUCAACGCUACAUACGAGACUAUUUGGAACGAAAACAAGGAUGAGAUACCGGGACCACCCCCAAGGAAGUUCCCGAAGAGUAAACUUACCCAGCAGGAUACCGGAAAAUUCUGCACUUAUCAUGAGGGUGCCGGACACAAUACCAAUCUCUGCGUUGCUUUAAAAAAUACAAUCGAGUCCCUCAUCUAG